CUCUCCUAUCGCUUCACCACUAGAUGUAAAUGUGGGUGAGGUGAAAAAAAACCUGAUCUUUCGUUUCCAAAAUAAUUUCCUCCUCUCUCAUUCCUCUCUUCCUGCUUUCCCUCCCUCCCUCCCUCCCUCUUUCACUGCCUGUAAAAGAUAUGGGAACAUCCUUGAGUUAGGAGGCACGUUCAUACAUAGAUGACUGUCUACUGAUCUGCAUCAGCUGAGAGUUUAUUGCAAAUCUCAAGUGGAACUACAAGUAGGAGAGAAAUAACCACCAACCACAGAGGUGGAUGCACUGCAGCCUCCGGAUAAAGGGUAGCAAAGGCCCAUCUGAGCAGGGAGUAUACCAUCAAAACAGAAAACCAGAGAGGAAGGACAACAACAUGCAGACAAAACAAAACAAAAGGAUGGUCUUUUCAUUCCAGAUACACAAAUCUAUUUUUCUCAUGCUACUACUCAAUGUCCCACUUCCCAGCACAUGUCAGACCACACUGAAUGCCAGCACCCUCAACCAAAYCAUCCCUCCCASUGCUGCCACUAGCUCUAAUGCUAUCCCMRAUACCACCACUAACAAUCCCACUGUAAAAUCCACUAUCAACCRAGGYACCAMUUCCUUCCUCCAGCGCAACUCUUCCUCAAACUCYACUUCCCAGGAUGCAAUMCUGGGRUGUGGGGCGGAUCUSGACCCCGUGUACUCCUACCUGUGUGACCGUCAGGCGGCGUGGGGUAUCGUGGUGGAGAGCCUGGCCUCACUGGGUUUUGUGGUCAGUUCAGGRCUGMUGGYGGGGCUGCUGUUCUGGACCCUGUGGAUGUGUGUGUCGUCCCGCCAGCGCAGGGGCAUCGGGGGGAGCGUAGCCUCCAUGGCUCUGUUCCUGCUCAGCACGGCGGGGGUCUUUGCCCUGACCUUUGCCUUCGUCAUCCGCCUCACCACCCAGACAUGCCCCACGCGCCUCUUCCUGUUUGGGGUGCUGUUCUCCCUGGCUUUCUCCUGCCUGCUGGCUCGCUGCCUGGCCCUGCUGGGCUUCUCUGUGGCCCGGGGCUGGGGGGAGGCUGGGGUGGCCCUGGCCCUCUUCACCCUCCAGGUGGUAAUCGCUACAGAGUGGCUGAUCAUCGUGCUGCUGCGGGACGGCCAGCCCUGCCAGUACUCCCAGGGGGAGUUUGUCAUGUUGCUCAUCUACGUCCUGGUUCUGCUGGCCACCGGCCUGGUCCUCUCCCUAUGCUGCCUCUGCCGCUCCUGUCUCACCUACAGCUACAGCGGGGGCAGCCACCGACAGAGCCAGGUCCAGGCCACACUGCUCUGCCUCACCCUGCUGGUGUCUGCUGCCAUCUGGGUGGUGUGGAUCGCCCUGCUGACCCGGGGUAACAUGGAGAUGGGCCGGCGGCCGCAGUGGGACGACCCGGUGCUGAGUAUAGCCCUAGUGGCCAACGGCUGGGUCCUGCUGCUGGGCCAUGGACUAGCCCAAGUGGUUCUCCUCUGCAGGUGGGAGGCCAGCUCCAAGGAGGGCCCCCUAGAAUUUGGCGGAUGGACCAGUCCCAACGCCAACCUGCCAGGGCUGGGGAGCCCGAAAGAAGGGAGGGAGAACAGAAGCUUUGAGAACGACGGCAGAAAACAAGACCCCGUUUUCCAAUCACCAUAUGAGUCUGGAUUCUCAAUGACAGAAAUAGAUCCUGACAAAGAUUACUCCAUCCCUCGUCCUCAGACCACCAACAUCAGCGAGCCCUAUGAUGUAUACUAUGGACACAGCCUGUCUGAUUAAGAUCACUUUGCUUCUCAUGUACAUACACCCACAGACAAAGACAACCUAACAGCUUAACAUAUAAAAAAACGUUACACCCGCAAUAGCAUCUGCUAUAUAUGUGAAUGUGACUAAUACAAUUUGAUUUGAUUUAUACAUGCACUCUCACAUGACCCAGAAAUGUUUUGUAAGUUCAGCUACAAAUGUAUAUGUCUUGAAUAGAACCUGCAUUGCAACAUGAUUUCCAUAAUUACGUGACUAAGGCUCAAUUGAUUAAUUACAUUUUUCUUUACUCAGGAUCCAGAUAGAAUGAGCUUACUGAAUCUGAGCUAAUGUGACAAGAGUGUUUUUGCAACAUGCUGCUUGAAAACACCAGAGACAGUGUCUAAUAGUCUCAGGCAGGAGGAGGCGUGAAUCUGUCUGUAUCAGGGUGCCAAACUGCAGGGAUGGGCAGGGGCAGUGCCAGGCAUGCGUGAAACUGCAGGGAUGGGCAGGGGCAGCGCCAGGCAUGUAUGAAGGAGACAGGACCUGGCAGCGAUAAAAUAGACCCUUGUCAUCAUGUCUUAACAUCUUACGUAAAGGUGGAUGCCAUUUCUUUUUACAUCCCACUUUAUAAAUACAUGUUUAAAUCAAUGUUAUGCUAUGCAUAUUGUGCCGUUUGAAAAAGUGUUAUUAAAAUGGAAUGUUAAAAGGUACAUUUGUUAGUCAUA
Molecule: messenger RNA, 2440 nt
Organism: Salvelinus sp. IW2-2015
Lineage: Eukaryota; Metazoa; Chordata; Actinopteri; Salmoniformes; Salmonidae
Product: G-protein coupled receptor family C group 5 member D
Biological process (GO): G protein-coupled receptor signaling pathway
Cellular component (GO): signaling receptor complex; extracellular exosome; intracellular membrane-bounded organelle
Molecular function (GO): protein kinase activator activity; G protein-coupled receptor activity
Source: RefSeq, a predicted model, not a curated record